Molecule: messenger RNA, 1722 nt
Organism: Colossoma macropomum (tambaqui)
Lineage: Eukaryota; Metazoa; Chordata; Actinopteri; Characiformes; Serrasalmidae
Gene: adgra1a
Product: adhesion G protein-coupled receptor A1a
Exons: 3
Coding region: 37-1722 (561 amino acids)
Biological process (GO): G protein-coupled receptor signaling pathway; cell surface receptor signaling pathway
Cellular component (GO): glutamatergic synapse; plasma membrane; postsynaptic density
Molecular function (GO): G protein-coupled receptor activity
Source: RefSeq, a predicted model, not a curated record
GUUGGCAUCAUCUUGCACUACUCCUCUCUCUCCACCAUGCUUUGGCUGGUGUUCACUGCCAGGAAUAUUUGUAGAGAGGUCUCUAAGGCUCCGCCCCCACCUCAGGGCAGGGAUCCACCCACACAGGCCCGCCCCAAAGCCACCUUGUUCAGAUUUUAUGUGGUCAGUGGUGGGGUCCCCCUCAUUAUUGUGGGGGUCACAGCUGCUGUUAGCCUGGACAACUACGGGAGCAGAGACGAUGCCCCUUAUUGUUGGAUGGCGUGGGAACCAAGUCUAGGAGGCUUUUAUGGCCCCACUGCCUUCUUGGUCCUGGUGAUGUGUGUGUACUUCCUGUGCACAUUUGUGCAGCUGAAGCGACACCCUGAGCGCAAGUAUGAGCUGAAGGCUAUGACCGAAGAGCAGCAGCGGCUGGCCACUGCUGAGAUGGGCCACUGCCACGCCGGAGAGCACGGAGAACAUGGGGACCAUUCAGGCUGCACAGCCAUCACUGCUUCCAUGCUGGCCAAUGAGCACUCCUUUAAGGCCCAGUUGCGGGCCACCGCCUUCACGCUCUUCCUCUUCCUUGCCACGUGGGCCUUCGGGGCACUGGCUGUAUCACAGGGCCACUUCCUGGACAUGAUCUUUAGCUGCUUGUAUGGAGCAUUUUCUGUCACGUUGGGGCUCUUCCUGCUGAUCCAGCACUGUGCCAAACGGGAUGAUGUGUGGCAUCGCUGGUGGGCCUGCUGUCCCUCCAAACCGAAAGUUGAGGUGAAUGGAGAGGCAGCAGGCAAUGCUGUUACUCAAAUUCAAAGCCACACCCCUCCUUCCCACAGCCAGACUCAAAUCCACUGUCCAGCAGAUCCGCCUUGCCCUGCUAAACCUUUACUCUCCCCUCACCUCCACACUUCUUCACCCCACUGCAAGCUUGGCACCUUGCCCUCCAGUCAGAACCAUGCUAGUACCUGCUGCGCUGCUCUGCACACCUCAUCCCCCAUGCUAGGCGGCUCCUCUCGCCCUCAGUCGCUUCCUGAUGAACUGCCCCGGCCCACUCUCCCCCUUCAGAGUUGCCUGAAGGAUAGAACUAAGUCACGCUCCUUCAACAGGCCACGCCCCUGCCUCAGGGACUACGCCUACCACAUGGCUUCCACCAGCAUGGACGGCAGUGUGCACAGCUCGCACCUGGACAGUCCCCACAGUGUCCACCUAGACAACCCGCUCACUUGCCAUACUUCACACCUGGACAGCCAGCUGUCCUGCCACAGCCCUCAUCCGGAGAACCAGCUGCGCUGUCCCAGCCCUAGCCCACACCUGGAGGGCCUGGCCUCGCACAGCCUGCACGACAGCAUAUCCUGCCAUAGCGUGCACCUGGACCUGGACGGACACGAUGGACACACCUGCCACAGGCACACCUGUUGUACCAAGGCUGACCCUUUCUCCAACUUCUGCUGCCCCAAAGCAGACCCCUUUGCCAGCACUUGCCAGCCGGAGGAUGCUGACCCGAGUUCCCUAAUGUACAGCAGCGCUAAAACGGCUGAUAAAGAGGAGGACGUCGUGCUGCACUUGGAUAUCCCCCCUCCGCGGGCCGCCCUGUCCUGCUCUCAGGCAACUCUCAGCAGAAAGGGCACCCUCAGCCGCAGAGGGACGCUGAGCCGCAAUGGCAGCCUGCAUGAGGACUACGCCUUCAGCUCAGAUGCCACAGGUAACAUUAGGACAGGGCCGUGGAAAAACGAGACCACUGUGUAG